AGGGAGAGGGGGCUGCUAUAGGAAAGGAGGGAUGGGGAGAGUGGAGGGGAGGCAGCAAGAUCCAGGGAUGAGGGCAUGAAAAGGGCACCAGGAGGAUCCUUUGCACCAGCCAGGGGCUCUGCAAUGAAUGGUCUCCAGCAAGAAGGGCACUUUUGAGAUAGGAUGAUGCUCCUUAUUGAUGGUCGGUAGUACUAUGAUUUGGUAUGUGGCCACUUUGAUAGCAAGUGUAAUCACCACCAGAGGACUUGCAGCUCAAGGUGCCCACGGCUCAAGGGAGGAACCCGAGUUUGUGACAGCUCGUGCUGGCGAGAGCGUGAUCCUGGGAUGCGACGUGAUCCAUCCGCUGACCGGGCAGCCCCCUCCCUAUGUGGUGGAGUGGUUCAAAUUCGGAGUCCCCAUUCCCAUCUUCAUCAAGUUUGGGUUUUACCCUCCCCAUGUGGACCCAGAGUAUGCAGGCCGUGCCAGCCUUCAUGACAAGGCAUCCCUGCGCAUUGAGCAGAUUCGCUCCGAGGACCAGGGCUGGUACGAGUGCAAAGUGCUUAUGCUGGAUCAGCAGUACGACACCUUCCACAACGGCAGCUGGGUGCACCUGACAGUCAAUGCUCCCCCCACCUUCACGGAAACACCCCCUCAGUACGUAGAAGCGAAGGAGGGCAGCAGCGUCACCCUGACCUGCAUGGCUUUCGGGAACCCCAAACCUAUUGUCACCUGGCUGAGAGAAGGGAACCUCUUAGGUGCCAGUGAGAAAUACCAGGUGAGCGAUGGGAGUUUGACUGUCAUGUCGGUCAGUCGGGAAGACAGAGGCGCAUACACUUGCCGGGCUUACAGCAUCCAAGGGGAGGCUAUGCACACCACUCGCCUGCUUGUACAAGGACCCCCCUUCAUCGUUUCCCCUCCAGAGAACAUCACCGUCAACAUCUCCCAGGAUGCCCUGUUCACCUGCCAGGCCGAGGCUUAUCCGGGGAACAUGACCUACACCUGGUACUGGGAGGAGGAGAACGUCUACUUCAAGAAUGACCUGAAACUGAGGGUCCGGAUCCUGAUUGAUGGGACGCUGAUCAUCUUCCGUGUCAAAUCAGACGAUACUGGGAAAUACACUUGCAUUCCUAGCAACAGCCUUGGCCGCUCACCGUCAGCCUCUGCCUACCUGACAGUGCAGUAUCCCGCCCGUGUGGUGAACAUGCCACCCAUCCUAUAUGUUCCCAUUGGGAUACAUGGCUACAUCCGCUGUCCGGUGGAGGCAGAACCACCAGUCAUCUUCGUCAAGUGGAAUAAAGAUGGACGCCCCCUGCGAUUCGAAAAGUAUUCUGGCUGGAACCUGCUGGAAGACGGGUCAAUCCGAAUAGAGGAGGUAACAGAGGAAGCUCUCGGCACUUAUACCUGUGUGCCUUAUAAUGCCCUGGGUACGAUGGGCCAGUCCCCCCCUGCCCGACUGGUACUGAAGGACCCACCCUAUUUCACGGUGCUACCAGGCUGGGAGUACAGACAAGAGGCAGGGAGGGAGCUGUUGAUCCCUUGUGCUGCUGCAGGAGACCCCUUUCCUGUCAUCGCUUGGAGAAAGGUAGGGAAGCCCAGUAGAAGCAAGCACAACACCCUUCCAGGUGGCAGCCUGCAGUUCCGAUCCCUCAGCAAGGAUGACCAUGGGGAGUGGGAGUGCAUCGCUACCAACGUAGUCACAAGCAUUACUGCCAGCACUCACCUUACAGUCAUAGGCACAAGCCCUCAUGCCCCGGGCAGUGUGCAUGUCAUGGUCUCCAUGACCUCUGCCAACGUCUCCUGGGAGCCUGGCUAUGAUGGUGGAUACGAGCAGACAUUCUCAGUUUGGUACGGCCCUCUGAUGAAGAGAGCACAGUUUGGACCCCAUGACUGGCUGUCUCUUCCGGUACCAACUGGUCCUAGUUGGUUGCUGGUGGACACCCUGGAACCAGAGACCGCCUACCAGUUCAGUGUCUUGGCUCAGAACAAACUGGGUACGAGCGCCUUCAGUGAGGUGGUCACUGUGAACACGCUAGCAUUCCCUGUAACAACUCCAGAGCCACUGGUGCUGGUUACCCCACCGAGGUGCCUAACAGCCAAUCGGACACAGCAAGGAGUCCUGUUGUCGUGGCUUCCUCCAGCCAAUCACAGCUUUCCAAUUGACCAUUACAUCAUGGAGUUCCGCGUAGCGGAGAGGUGGGAGAUAUUGGACGAUGCCAUCUUGGGGAGUGACAAUGACUUUUUUGCCAAGGAUUUGUCUCAGGACACCUGGUAUGAGUUCCGAGUUCUGGCUGUCAUGCAGGACCUCAUCAGUGAGCCUAGUAACAUUGCAGGUGUCUCCAGUACAGACAUAUUCCCCCCACCUGACUUGACAGAGGAUGGUUUGGCCCGACCUGUGCUGGCGGGCAUUGUUGCCACAAUCUGCUUUCUGGCUGCUGCCAUCCUCUUCAGCACACUAACUGCCUGCUUUGUCAACAAACAACGCAAACGCAAGCUCAAGCGCAAGAAAGACCCUCCUCUCUCGAUAACCCACUGCAGGAAGAGUCUGGAGUCUCCGUUGUCUUCCGGUAAAGUGAGUCCCGAGAGCAUCCGCACACUCCGUCCCCCCUCGGAGUCCUCUGAUGACCAAGGCCAGCAGGGCAAGCGUAUGCUGAGCCCCAGCAAGGAGAAGGAGUUGUCCCUUUACAAGAAGACCAAGAGGGCCAUUAGCAGCAAGAAGUACAGUGUCUCCAAGGCUGAGGCUGAAGCCGAGGCUACUACCCCCAUUGAGCUCAUCAGCCGUGGGCCUGAUGGCCGCUUUGUCAUGGACCCCUCAGAGAUGGAGCCCUCGCUCAAGACCCGCCGGAUAGAGGGCUUUCCCUUUGUGGAGGAGACAGACAUGUACCCUGAGUUUCGCCAGUCAGACGAAGAGAAUGACGACCCCAUUGUGCCCUCAUCUGUGGCAGCCCUCAAAUCUCAGCUGACCCCUCUCUCUUCCAGCCAGGAAUCUUACCUUCAGCCACCAGCGUACAGCCCCAGAUUCCACAGGGGCUUGGAGGGCACAGGUGCUCUGGAGAGCCACCUGCAGGCCACUGGUCAGGCCAGACCGCCAGCCCCGAGGCCUUUCCACCACAGCCAAUUUUACGGUUACCUCAGCAGCAGCAGUCCUGGGGAGAUGGACCCUCCGCCCUUCUACAUGCCAGAGGUCAGCCCUCUCAGCUCUGUCAUGUCCUCCCCUCCUCUGCACCCUGAGGGGCCCUUUGGACACCCCACCAUCCCUGAGGAGAAUGGAGAAAAUGCUUCCAACAGCACGUUGCCCCUGACUCAGACGCCAACAGGGGGCCGGUCUCCUGAGCCAUGGGGCAGGGCUGAGUUCCCUUUCAGCAGCCUGGAGGCCUCUCCCAUGAUAUUCCCUCAACAGCUCCACCAGUGCGAGGUGGCAGAGUGUGUGCAGCUGACGGCCUGUCUUCCUAGGGGCCUGCCCCCUUCCUCCCUCCAAGUCCCUGCAUCCUACCCUGGCAUUCUGCCCCUGGAGGCACCAAAGAGUUGGACUGGCAAGCCACCUGGCAGAAGCCAACCCUCUGUGCCCACCACUACCAAAUGGCAGGACAAACCUAUGCAACCUAUGGCGAGUCAAGGGCAGCUAAGACAUACCAGUCAAGGUAUGGGCAUACCCGUGUUGCCUUACCAUGAACCAUCCGAGUCAGUCAGCCACAGUGGCACAAGCACAUUUGGCCUGGACACCAGGUGGUAUGAGCCCCAACCCAGACCUCGGCCUAGCCCUCGGCAAGUCAGGAGGGCUGAGCCCAGUUUACAUCAGGUGGUGCUACAACCUUCGAGGCUUUCCCCUCUGACCCAAAGCCCCCUCAGCUCCCGCAACAGCUCCCCCGAGCUGACUGCACGUGCCAGACCGCGACCGGGUCUCAUCCAGCAAGCGGAGAUUUCGGAGAUCACCCUGCAGCCCCCCGCAGCAGUCAGCUUCUCCCGCAAGUCCACCCCGUCGAUCGGCUCCCCGGCUCAAAGCAGCAGGGGAGAAAGCCCCAGCUACCGACCUGCCAUGGCCUUCACCUCUUUGGCCACUGGCUACCCCUCCUCUCAGUGCCCCUCCCUUCCCGGGGACAGUAUGGAUGUUUUUGGACAAAUUCCCUCUCCGAGGAGGGCUGGGGAGGAGAUUCUCAGACCUGAGCCUACACAGACAACAUUAUCCACUUCGGGAGAACGUCCAUCUCCAUCCGGGAACGCUGCUGCACCUGAGAGGCUCGAAGCUCUGAAAUACCAGCGGAUAAAGAAGCCCAAAAAGUCAUCCAAGGGCUCCUCAAAAUCCAGAAAACAAUCCAAUGGUUCUGCCUCCCAGGUUCAGCAACUUCCCAACUCUCAGGUACUGUGGCCUGACGAAGCGGUCUCCCUCCGCAAGAAAAAGAGACACUCUCGUCAGGAUCCCUUCGCUCGCCUCUCUGCGUUGAAGGAUGACCUUUGCCACCGGCAGCUCCCUGAGGACCAGACAGCUAUUCUCAACAGCGUGGACCACGAUGAUUCUGGCGGGCAUGCCACCUUACUUUAGCAUAGCGCCAGCCAGAGAAGGUUCAAAGAGAGGGGGGAGGAGGGAGAGGAGAUCUCAUGAGCUACAGACACAUGUGGGGAGAGAUGGGGUGUGAGCUUCAGCCUGGGUUCUCAUACCAACAAACUGAAUGUUUGGUAUCACAUCCAGGGAACCUAACAUCCAGUCUUUGGCCACUGGGAGAGGCUCUCCCCUUCAUAGGACACCUUCCAUUUAGUGCAGACCGUGGGGGUGGCAGGGAGGAAUAUCCCAGAUUAGAGAUGGAGGGGAAAAUACCCUCGCCUCACCCUCCCCUGCCAUUUGGAACAGGAAAAGGUGAGGUUGGGGUUUGCAGGGCUCAGAGUGAGAAGGAUUCAAACUCAGUGUUGUCAUAAGAAUCUAUUGUCCCUCGAAUCCCCCCCUCUCUGCUAUGGCUUCAGUUUUAUGAGUGCUAGAAGAGGGAUGAGAUUUUACAUCCUGGUUUCCAAAAGUAUGUAUAGAUUAAAAAAAAAUGUGCAGAUUACAAUGUAUAUUUAUACAGUGUGUAUUUAGGUAGGAACAUGGAAGUAAGCAAAUGGCCUGAAUUCACAGGAAUCAUUUGGAUUCCACAGAAAACAAAUAAGUGACACAGAACAAUCCAGAUUGGAACUGAUGACCCAGUUAAUCUGAUAAUUUUGUAAUGCAUUAUUCUAAAAUAAUCCCAAAAAACUUUACCAGUGCAAAAUCUCAUUGCCUCUCCACCUUUUUGCCUGAGGAUGAUGGGUAACAAAAACACAAAUGAUCUUUUACUUCUGUCCAGCCCCUGCCUCCCUCAAACUCCAAAAUAAGUAGAUGUGUGGAAUCGUGCAAGGUCCCGUACAUGCACACUCUCAAAACCUUGUUAAUUUAUGGUAACAUCUCUUUGCAGACCUGCAAAGAUCGGGGUGGAAGGUGGAAUUUAUAUCGAAGGAUCUUCCAUCUCAAACAAGACUUUGUCAACUUUGAGGAGGGGGGUUAGAUUGCCAAUUUAUUAUUAGUAAUGUUCUGUACUUCACUUUGUAAAAUUAAUGAAGUCUUAGAAUACAAGAUCUCACUAUAGGAGUGUUUGCAUUUUUUAACCUUUGCUGCAAAGUGAGGAGAGAGAACAGGUUUCUUUUUCCUGUGUAGAGUGUGAAUUGAAAUGGUUCAACUGGUGUACCCCCCCACAAAAAAGUGUGAACUUCAGUCUGCAUCUUCCAGUCCAUUGCCCCACUGAUUAAUGUAAACAGGGCAUACACAACAACGCCUGAGGGCGAGCUUUUGGAAGGUAACUUUUGGUCCCCGGAGGAAUAAUUGCUUCUAGCUGCAAGCAAUAGAAACAAAUUCUGUCACCUUGCAUCCAUUCUAAAUACGUCGCUGAUAUGUCCCCUCCCGUUUUCCACCUCCACCCCAGUUUUAGAAUGAAUGUGAUAGAUGCAUUGGGUUUUAACACUCCCAGGAUUCAGUCUGAGGAGUUACAGUCUCCUCCUUUUACCAAUGCCAUUCCAGUUCUUCACCAGAGUGUGUUUUCUACUCAGAUUAGUUUGACUGAUUCAUUUGUCCAUCAGUUUCUCUCUGGAUUGCAUUGGUCUAUAUACGAGGGGCAACUCUGGUGUAGUGAAUGGAAUGUGAGGCUAGGAGGCAGGAUCCCUGGGUUCUAUUCCUGGUUCUGCCACUGACUCAUGUGGCCUUGGGCAAGUCACUUAACCACUCUGUGCCUCAGGUUCCUCAACUGUAAAAUGGAGAUAAUGAUACUUAUGCUCCUUUGUAAAGCACCUAGAAGUCUACAGAUCAAAAGUGCUAUAUAAAUGUGAAGUAUUAUUAUAUUCCUAUAUUUUGGCACUUUCUAAGUGGCAAGAUCAAACAGUGCAUCCAGGUCUUCAUGUAUGUAUUCCCUUGUGCUGGAGUGCUAAGAUCGUAGCCUGCCUGGGAAUAAAACAAUUACACUUAAAGUAUUUCACAUGGGUGUUUUUGCUUUAAGUGAAUUCAGGAUGUAGAAGGUCUCAGGUGAAUCGUGGGAGGACCUAGGUACUUCUUUGCACAGAAUCUCCAAGGCACAGGAUUUUCACUUGUAUACUUCCCAAGGUUGAUUUUUUUCAAGUGGGAUGGCCACAACAUUUUCACCAGUCUUGCUAUGGUUAACACAUGCUUUGACUAUUAUUCUUGCUAAUGGUUGAACCUCAAAGGGCUCAGUGGUUUAGAGAAGCAUCCAAGAGUUUCAGAUGCUUUGUAAAAAUGAACAGUUUAGAUCAAGCAAUAUCAGUGAGUCAAGCUGUUUUGGUGAAAUUUAGAAAUAUCCCAAGACGAUUUGUUUUGUUACGGUUUUUGUUUCCAGUCUCCUCAGAUGUUCAGAAACAACAAUAAAAAUUACUGAACACUGUCAAACCUCAAAAUCCUGAUGAGGUUCAAACUACAUCAGAGAGAACUCUGUGAUAAACAGUGUUUUUUUCUCCAACUUAAAAAAUGCCAUCCAAAAUGAGACAAAUUUGCUCACAAGGGAGAGGAGGAUACUCUGAGUACAAUCCGAAUCUCGAGUGCAGAUUGGGGCAUUUUGACAUGUUUACAGUUGGUGGCUCUGGCUAGGUGAGAAACCAACUCUGCCUGUGGACUGAAUGGGUAUUUCUUUGGUUACUGUGUUUUUAAAGGGUUGCCCUAGACUUAACUAGGCCUGGAUUGGAUUUCAUGUCACUUCCACACAAGGUGUGAAAACUGAGCCCAUAUUAGUGCCGGAGAAAAAAACAAACUAAUUUCUAGCCCCAGUCCAACAGGACAGCUGUUUUUUAGAAAGACUUUGUCAGUGGGGAAGGAAGCAGUAGAUACUGCCUCAAAAUCUUCCAGGAACCUCGGCCUGCAAGGUUCCCAAUCUGUGGGUGUGUACCCACGUGUAUGUACCCACGUAUGCUAAUGUGUCAAGACUCUGGACGCCCUCCUGUUGGUGGCACUGCACAGAGGUAGGCUGUUAACUACUGCUUGCUAUGUAUGGGUGAAAUUGGUCCCUGUGCAGAGGUGUAGCACAAUAUCUACGCACCACUUAAGUCUCCUUGAAGCUCUAUUUUGAUGAGGUGCGUAGGCCUUCUCCUGACUCUCUGUACAGGGCAAACUUCACUUCGCUUGCAAAGACCCUUCUUUCUUUUGCAUGGACGGUUACAAAGCAAGGAGCAGGAUGUUGACUUUUUGAGCACUUUCUGGGUUAAUCGUGGUAGCUCUUCAUAUUAACAGGGCAGUAUCUUGGGUCUCUUGGGAUGACUGUCUCCAAGACCCUCUCACUGUCCUGACUUACGUAGCCCUAGAGGACUUAGGUGCAGAGAUGAUUGGCAGAAUACGCCAGCUUGCUUGGUCAGUCUUCUACAGGUCUGUUUCUUUUGCAGAUACUUUGAGCAGAGAGCCCCCUGCUUUCCAUGGUCUUCAACCAUUAGAGACCUGAAGCUUCUGCCCUCCAUCUCUUUCAGCUCUGUGAGCCAUAUAGGACCCUGGAAAGGGAAAUCCAACCAGUGAGCUUCGUGGAAGCAUCUCUGCUUUUUCAAACUAUUAGUUAACCUUUACAGCUGCCUCCUCCCAGUCUCUUUGACCUUAGCUACUAUUAUGGUUGAUAUUUGGGGAAGGGGGAGGUGCCGGGCAAGAAGGGAGAAAAUACUAGCUCCCUUCAACUAUAGCAAAUGUUGCCUAUGCUACAGCAAAUAUCCUCUCCUUUCAUUCUGGAAACUACUUUCACAACCAUCUGGCUUCGAUGGCCUACACGGGAGGGGGUCUCUUCACCUUGGCAGCCUGGGAUGGUUGAGCCAUGCCAAAGGAUGCCAGCCGUUCUCCCGUUUCCACCCCGUUGAAAACACUUUGCCUUGUUCUUGGUCCGCUGCAAACACCAGCUUUUUAAUUAACAUGGCAGAAAAAUUCCUGGGCCAAAUUCCUUUUCUGUAAACCUGUCCUAGUAAGAAAUUUUUGCUGUUUCAUCAGUAAAAUUAUGGCCAUCCCCCAUGGAAAUAGCACCUUUUUAUUGGCUUUCCUGGAAAUCCCAGGCAACAAAGUUUCUUGGGAACAGUGAGGCACCGCCGACAGCAGGAAUGUUUUUCAUCUGGCUCUACAGAGCACUCCUGCUUUGUCAAGAAUGUAAAUACUACAAGAUCAUAACAUCAAAUCCAUAUAUUUUUUUUGCACCUUUUGCGAAGUUUGGUUUUCCUGCUGUGUAGAAUUUUUCUGUGUAAGAAUGCUCCUCAUCACAAUCCUUCAGCUCCAUUUCCACAUA
This is a messenger RNA of Gopherus flavomarginatus (Mexican gopher tortoise), 8729 nucleotides long. It is a transcript of the gene IGSF9B, whose product is annotated as immunoglobulin superfamily member 9B. The record is from RefSeq and is a predicted model, not a curated record. The transcript is spliced from 20 exons. Lineage: Eukaryota; Metazoa; Chordata; Testudines; Testudinidae. Gene Ontology annotation, molecular function: protein binding. Gene Ontology annotation, biological process: cell-cell adhesion. Bases 179 to 4516 code for a protein of 1445 amino acids.